AUGGAGAAGAGUUUGAGGUUUUCUACUGUUCUCUGCUUAAUAAUUCUAACAGUAGAAAUUGUUGGUCUUAAUGGGGUUGAGCUAAAAAUUGACACACAAGACAAUGUCACCUUAGCAACCCUGUCUCCUCAUAAGGGUAAUAAGGAACAAGUAAGAGAAAAGUUACACAACAAUGAAGUUCUAUUUAAUACAAGUAAAGGUAGUUUGUAUAGUAGAAGAGGUGGCGGUGGCGGUGGUGGAGGUGGAGGAGGAUUUAAAUGGGGAUGGGGUGGAGGAGGUGGUGGUGGAGGGGGAGGUGGUGGUGGUGGUGGUGGAGGAGGUGGUGGUGGAUGGGGCUGGGGAGGAGGAGGAGGAGGGGGUGGUUGGUGGAAAUGGGGGUGUAGAAAAGAACCAAUUAGAUCACAUGUUAAAGGGAAGCAUGAAGUUAUGAGGGGUAUGAAGCAUCAUCAUGAUGAUACAUCCAAGGGAGAUUAUAGAGUGGGAGAGUUUGCACAAUGCAUGGUAAGAACAAGGUGCAAAGGUAUGAGGUUGGAUUGUCCUCUUCAUUGUGGUGGACCUUGUUUCUAUGACUGCCACCAUAUGUGCAAAGCUCAUUGUAAUCGACCAUGAAUUAAACCAUAUAUCAUAUCAAGCUUAUUAAUUA
Cicer arietinum (chickpea) is the source of this 643-nucleotide messenger RNA. Lineage: Eukaryota; Viridiplantae; Streptophyta; Magnoliopsida; Fabales; Fabaceae. The record is from RefSeq and is a predicted model, not a curated record.